AUAAAUUGGAGGAGUGGAACGACUUUCUCUUUUUCUCUCUCUUUUCUCCUUCUCCUUCACCUCUCGUCCAAUAAUACUGGAGUAAUAAUAAUUUGUCAUCUUUCCGACCUGUCCCCGGCGAAAUCUCGGCGAUCGCCCGAUCACACUGACGGAGACUCCUCCGCCGCCGCCGACUUCUUUCUCUCUCUCGGAGUCGAUUGUUGAGGAAGAAAUAAGAACAAGAAGAAGAAGUAGAAGAAGAAACAGACAAAGGAAAUGGAAGGGACCAACUUUGGGCUACGAAAUGUGAGCUCGCAUUGCUCCAUUUCGGACAUGGAUGACUAUGACCUCUCACGCCUUCUUGACAAGCCCCGGCUCAACAUUGAGAGGCAGAGGUCCUUUGAUGAGAGGUCACUGAGUGAGCUCUCCAUUGGCCUCACAAGAGUCGGCUUGGACAACAUGGACAGCACCUACUCCCCCGGUGGAAGGUCUGGUUUUGACACUCCUGCUUCUUCUACUCGCAACUCGUUCGAGCCCCACCCUAUGGUUGCCGAGGCAUGGGAAGCUCUCCGCCGCUCUUUGGUCUUCUUUCGUAACCAGCCUGUGGGCACUAUUGCUGCAUACGAUCAUGCCUCUGAGGAAGUUUUGAAUUAUGAUCAGGUUUUUGUCCGAGAUUUUGUACCAAGUGCUCUGGCUUUCCUAAUGAAUGGUGAGCCAGAGAUAGUUAACUUCCUCUUGAAGACCCUGCAGCUUCAAGGAUGGGAAAAGAGAAUAGACAGGUUCAAGCUUGGGGAAGGUGCAAUGCCAGCAAGCUUCAAAGUUCUUCAUGACCCUAUCCGAAAGUCAGAUACAAUCAUUGCAGAUUUCGGAGAGAGUGCAAUUGGACGAGUUGCUCCUGUUGACUCUGGUUUUUGGUGGAUUAUACUGCUCCGUGCAUAUACAAAGUCAACUGGGGAUUUAUCUCUUGCGGAAACAGAAGAUUGUCAAAAAGGAAUGAGGCUUAUAUUGACUCUAUGUCUGUCAGAAGGUUUUGACACGUUCCCAACAUUGCUUUGUGCUGAUGGAUGCUCCAUGAUUGAUCGUAGAAUGGGAAUUUAUGGUUAUCCUAUUGAAAUCCAAGCUUUGUUCUUUAUGGCAUUGAGAUGUGCCUUGUCAAUGCUGAAACCUGAUGGAGAAGGAAAAGAAUUCAUAGAACGAAUUGUUAAGCGUUUGCAUGCCUUAAGUUACCACAUGCGAGGUUACUUCUGGCUUGAUUUCCAACAACUAAAUGACAUAUACCGUUACAAGACUGAAGAGUACUCACACACGGCUGUAAAUAAGUUCAAUGUCAUUCCUGAUUCCAUCCCAGAUUGGGUAUUUGAUUUUAUGCCAUGCCGUGGUGGCUACUUUAUUGGCAAUGUGAGUCCUGCAAGGAUGGAUUUUCGAUGGUUUGCUUUGGGUAACUGUGUUGCAAUUCUAGCUUCUCUUGCAACCCCAGAGCAAUCAAUGGCUAUAAUGGAUCUCAUUGAAUCUCGUUGGGAAGAGUUGGUUGGAGAAAUGCCAUUAAAAAUAUGUUAUCCAGCAAUAGAAAGUCAUGAGUGGCGAAUCGUAACUGGUUGUGAUCCCAAGAAUACCAGAUGGAGUUACCAUAAUGGAGGAUCUUGGCCAGUGCUUCUAUGGAUGCUAACUGCUGCGUGCAUUAAAACGGGAAGACCACAAAUCGCAAGACGGGCAAUUGAGCUUGCUGAGAGUCGUCUGCUAAAAGAUGCUUGGCCAGAAUAUUAUGACGGGAAACUCGGAAGAUAUAUUGGUAAACAAGCAAGGAAGUACCAGACAUGGUCGAUAGCAGGAUAUCUGGUUGCAAAGAUGUUGCUAGAGGAUCCGUCACACUUGGGGAUGAUUUCGCUCGAAGAGGACAAGCAAAUGAAGCCCGUUAUUAAGAGAUCGUCGUCUUGGACUUGCUGAGGAGCCCAAAAAAAA
Messenger RNA from Malus domestica (apple), 1938 nucleotides. RefSeq names its product probable alkaline/neutral invertase D. Gene Ontology annotation, molecular function: endo-alpha-N-acetylgalactosaminidase activity; sucrose alpha-glucosidase activity. Lineage: Eukaryota; Viridiplantae; Streptophyta; Magnoliopsida; Rosales; Rosaceae. The record is from RefSeq and is a predicted model, not a curated record. Gene Ontology annotation, biological process: sucrose catabolic process.